This is a messenger RNA of Argentina anserina (silverweed cinquefoil), 1683 nucleotides long. RefSeq names its product threonine dehydratase 1 biosynthetic, chloroplastic-like. Gene Ontology annotation, molecular function: pyridoxal phosphate binding; L-serine ammonia-lyase activity; threonine deaminase activity. NCBI's taxonomy places the organism in Eukaryota, Viridiplantae, Streptophyta, Magnoliopsida, Rosales, Rosaceae. Gene Ontology annotation, biological process: L-threonine catabolic process; L-serine catabolic process. The transcript is spliced from 10 exons. The record is from RefSeq and is a predicted model, not a curated record. Bases 1 to 1683 code for a protein of 560 amino acids.
AUGACCUUUAUUACCAGUCCCUUCGAAACAUCACCGCCGCACGAACCGUCACACGAUCACUCCCAUGAGUUGAAGAAGGUCCUUCCGGAGACAUUACAGUACGAGAGCGGCUUUCUUGGUUGCGUGCCAGAAAAGUUCGCCGGAGAUGAUGGUAACGGUCUUCCGGAGAGUACUAUGAUGAGCUACUUAACGAGGAUUUUAACGUCCAAGGUUUAUGAUGUCGCCAUUGAGUCACCAUUGGACUACGCUUCAAAACUCUCCACCAAGCUCGACGUUCAUCUUUGGCUCAAGAGAGAGGAUCUACAACCUGUUUUCUCCUUUAAAUUGCGAGGAGCUUAUAACAUGAUGGCAAAGCUUUCAAAGAAACAACUGGACAGAGGUGUCAUUUGCUCCUCGGCAGGGAAUCAUGCUCAAGGCGUUGCAUUAUCUGCACGAAAACUCGGUUGCACUGCCGUCAUUGUCAUGCCUAUUACGACUCCGGAAAUCAAAUGGAAAACAGUGCAGAGUUUAGGUGCAACAGUUGUGCUUGUGGGAGAGUCGUAUGAUGAAGCUCAAUCAUACGCACAGAAAAGGUCAGAAGACGAAGGUCUCAUAUUUGUACAUCCUUUCGAUCACCCAGAUGUGAUAGCAGGUCAAGGAACUAUAGGAAUGGAGAUACUACGUCAAUUUCAAGGCCCAUUGCACGCAAUAUUUGUGCCUGUUGGCGGUGGUGGACUAAUUGCCGGCAUUGCUACCUACGUCAAGAGUAUUCGGCCGGAGGUUAAGAUCAUUGGGGUAGAGUUAUCAGACGCAAAUGCAAUGGCACUAUCAUUACAUCACGGUGAGAGAGUUGUGCUUGAACGAGUAGGACGAUUUGCAGAUGGCAUAGCAGUCAAAAAAGUUGGGGAAGAAACUUUUCGAUUAUGCAAAGAACUAAUCGAUGGGGUUGUUCUUGUUAAUCGUGAUGCCGUUUGUGCAUCAAUAAAGGACAUGUUUGAGCAAAAACGGAGCAUACUUGAACCGGCAGGGGCAGCUGCCAUUGCUGGAGCUGAAGCAUAUUGCAAAUAUUAUGGACUGAAGGGUGAAAAUGUUUUGGCAAUAACCAGUGGAGCAAACCUGAAUUUUGAUAGACUGAGGUUGGUAUCCCAAUUAGCUGAUGUUGGUCGGAGACGCGAAGCUUUCAUUGCAACAUUUGUUCCAGAAAAGUGCGGAAGCUUCAAACUUUUCUGUGAAAUGGUUUGUCCUAUGAAUAUCAUCGAGAUCAGCUACAGAUUUCAUGAUGAAAAACAUGAAAGUCUUAUUCUGUACAGUGUUUCUUUUCACACAAUUUCGGAGUUGGAUGGGUUGUUGGACCGUAUGAAGUUGGCUCAGCUUCAAACAAUUAACCUCACUGAUGAAGAAUUAAUCAAAGAUCACAUGCAAUUUUUGGUGGGAGGUCAAUCAAAUGCCGAGAACGAGAUUCUUUGUCGGUUUUUCUUUCCAGAGAGACCAGGCGCUCUGAUGAAGUUCUUGGAUUUUUUCAGUCCCCUUUGGAACAUUACCUUGUUCCAUUACAGUGGACAGGGCGAAACCGGGGCCAAUGCUUUGGUGGGAUUCCAAGUCGCGAGCUCUGAGAUUGACAAGUUUAAGGGUUUGGCUGAUACUCUAGGAUAUGAUUAUGCAUUUGAGACGAACAAUGCAACCUUACAACUAUUGUUGCAUUAG